Liolophura sinensis is the source of this 6018-nucleotide messenger RNA. RefSeq names its product bifunctional glutamate/proline--tRNA ligase-like. Lineage: Eukaryota; Metazoa; Mollusca; Polyplacophora; Chitonida; Chitonidae. Gene Ontology annotation, molecular function: glutamate-tRNA ligase activity; ATP binding; proline-tRNA ligase activity. The transcript is spliced from 34 exons. Gene Ontology annotation, cellular component: cytoplasm; aminoacyl-tRNA synthetase multienzyme complex. The coding region runs from base 95 to 4933 and encodes 1612 amino acids. The record is from RefSeq and is a predicted model, not a curated record. Gene Ontology annotation, biological process: translation; prolyl-tRNA aminoacylation; glutamyl-tRNA aminoacylation.
AUUUUCUUCCGUGGGUACUUUUUCCUACAGGAAACACGCCGGCUUGCUGCAGUGGCGGACGUAAAACGUGGGCAAGGAGUUUUCGAAGAGCAAUAUGAGUAUUCAGCUUUCGGUGAACAAAUCUAAACCGGCCUCGGCCGCUUUGUUGACAGUAGAGUACAUCAGGGGAGAAUGCAAUGUAACUGUGGAGUGGGGUCAGUCUAAUGUCAUCAAUGCGGGCAGUGUCAGCUUUACCAGCACUGCCUCCAUCUGUCGUUACUUGGCCCGCCUGGCACCUGGGACUGACCUCUACAGGGGGUCAAACAUCCUACAGAGGACUGAGAUUGACCACUGGUUAGACUUUAGCGCUGGUCAGUUGUCCUGUGUGGGGGAUUUCUCCACUGCCCUGGGGUACCUGGACCGACUUCUUGCCCCUGUCACGUAUCUUGUGGGUGAUUCACUGAGCAUAGCAGACUUUGUCGUAUGGGAAACAUUACAAGCCAGCAGCUUGUGGCAAGGUCUGAUAGCCAAUGGAGGCACACCACAGAAUGUUCUGCGAUACUACAACUUUCUGUCAUCUCAGGAGAAAUUCAAGGCUGUGGCCAGUAAACUACCAGUUGUGGAGCCCAAGAAAGCCCCAGAGUCUUCUAUCCGUAAAGAUGAGGGUAAGUUUGUGGAGCUUCCAGGGGCUAAGAUAGGGGAGGUGGUUGUCAGGUUCCCUCCAGAGGCCAGCGGUUAUUUGCAUGUGGGGCAUGCCAAGGCUGCUUUACUCAACCAGUAUUAUCAACAAGCUUUUGAGGGCACUCUCAUCAUGAGGUUUGAUGACACCAACCCAGCCAAGGAGAAUGCACAUUUUGAAGAGGUGAUCUUGGAGGAUGUGGCCAUGUUAGGUAUCCGGUAUGACCGUCUGACUCACACAUCUGACCACUUUGAUCGUCUGUUGGAGCUGUGUGAGCGAAUGAUCAGGGAGGGGACAGCCUAUGUGGAUGACACUGACCCAGAGAUCAUGAAGAAAGAGAGAGAGGAAAGGAAAGAGUCUGCCCGCAGAAAUGCCAAUGUGUCUGAGAAUCUGCGGCUGUGGGGAGAGAUGAAGAAAGGCACUGAGAUAGGCCAGAAGUGCUGUGUCAGAGCCAAAAUUGACAUGAACUCUGACAAUGGCUGUAUGAGAGACCCGACCAUGUACCGCUGUAAGAAUGAGGAGCACGUUCGUACAGGCACAAAGUACAAAGUGUACCCUACCUACGACUUUGCCUGCCCGAUUGUGGACAGUGUGGAGAAUGUGACCCAUGCGUUGAGGACCACAGAGUAUCAUGACAGGGAUGAGCAGUACUUCUGGUUCCUGGACACCCUCGGCCUGAGAAAGCCCCAUAUUUAUGAAUACAGUCGUCUGAAUCUCCAGAAUACCGUUCUUUCCAAGAGGAAACUGACGUGGUUUGUGGAUCAGGGUAUUGUGGAUGGGUGGGAUGACCCUCGCUUCCCGACAGUCCGUGGUGUGUUGAGGAGAGGGAUGACUGUGGAGGGGCUCAAACAGUUCAUUGUGGCACAGGGGUCAUCGAGGUCAGUGGUGAUGAUGGAGUGGGAUAAAAUCUGGGCUGUUAACAAGAAGGUGAUUGAUCCAAUCGUACCACGUUACACAGCUCUGCUGAAGGAAAAUGUCAUCCCGGUGCUUGUGGAGGGAGCCAAGCUGGAGUCAAAAGAGGUUGCCAAACACCCAAAGAAUGCAGAUGUAGGCAUGAAGUCUGUCUGGUAUGGACCAAAGAUUCUGAUUGAUGGAGCAGAUGCUCAAGUUCUGAAAGAGGGAGAGAUUGUCACCUUCAUCAACUGGGGCAACCUAAAGAUUAAGGCCAUCAAAAGAGAUAAAUCUGGAGCAGUUGAAUCCAUAGAUGCUGUGCUGAACCUUGAGAACACGGACUUCAAGAAGACCCAGAAACUGACUUGGUUGGCAGACACAGAGUCCUCUCCUCUUAUCCCCACAAUCUGUUAUAACUUUGAUCACAUCAUCACCAAACCAGUCUUAGGCAAAGAUGAAGACUUCAAGAGUUACGUCAAUAAAGAUUCAAGGAAAAUUGAGCCUAUGUUGGGUGACCCAUGUCUGGCUGACCUAAAAAAAGGGCAGAUAAUCCAGUUACAGAGGCGAGGUUAUUUCAUCUGUGAUCAGCCAUAUGAGCCAACCAGCCGUUACACUGGGAAGGCUUGUCCAUGUGUGUUGUUUAACAUUCCUGACGGUCAUCAGAAGGAGAUGCCCACCUCCGGCUCAAAGCACAAGGAAACUGGAGGAAGUGCUAAAGAGAAAUCCCAAAGCAAGAAAGGCAAGAAGGCUGAGAAAUCCCCGCAGGAUGAAACACCUCCGUCGCUACCCUCAAGCAGCAAUGCUGUGGAGUUGGAUAAUAAAAUUAAGCAGCAGGGAGAGAAAAUCAGAAAACUCAAGUCUGACAAAGCUGAGAAGAGUGUUAUUGAGCCUGAAGUUAAAGUGCUAUUGGGACUGAAAGCUGAAUAUAAAAGUGCUACAGGGAAGGACUGGAAACCGGGUGCAGAGCCCCCUACUGAUGGAAAUACUACCUCCAGCACAGCUGGUGCUGAUGACCUUAACAACAAAAUCACUGCUCAAGGAGACAGAAUACGUGGUCUUAAGAGUGCCAAGGCAGCAAAGGCUGACAUUGAUGCUGAAGUGAAGGUGUUAUUAAGCCUGAAGGCUGAGUUCAAGUCUGCGACUGGGAAAGACUGGAAACCUGGAGCUGUUAACACCACUGUGACCUCCAGUUCUAGCACCACCGUGACCUCCAGCACUGGGACAGACCUCACUGACCUCAGUGCUCAGAUCACAGCUCAAGGAGACAAGAUCAGAGCUCUCAAGGCAAACAAGGCAAACAAGGCUGAUAUAGAUGCUGAAGUGAAGGUGUUAUUAAGCCUGAAGGCUGAAUACAAGUCUGCGACUGGGAAAGACUGGAAACCUGGAGCUGUUAACACCACUGGGACCUCCAGUUCUAGCACCACUGGGACCUCCAGUUCUGGCAGCACUGUGACCUCUAGUUCUAGCACCACUGUGACCUCCAGCACUGGGGGCUCUGUUGCUGAUAACCUUAAUGCCCAAAUUACAGCUCAAGGGGACAAAAUUAGAGGCCUGAAGUCUAGCAAGGCAGAAAAGCCUAUAAUUGAUUCUGAAGUCAAGACCUUACUCAAGCUUAAAGCUGACUACAAAACUGAGACCGGGAAGGACUGGAAACCUGGGGCUCAUGUUUCCUCACUGGCAACAAUAACCCCCUCCCAGCCAACAGCAGAUGAAAAAGCAUCUAGUGGGUCUGACCAUGGCAGAGGCAAGAAAGACAAAAAAGGGGAGAAAAAAGAUGGAGGCAAGAAAGGAGAGAAGCACAAGGAUUCACCGGGGAAAGCAGAGAAGGUGGAGGUAAAAAAAGAGGGCGCUGCUGACAGAGAGGUCAAGAAGGUCACCAGGUUAGGCAUGGAGGCAAAGAAAGAGGAGAAUUUGGCUGACUGGUAUUCACAGGUGAUAACCAAAUCGGAGAUGAUUGAGUACUAUGAUGUGAGUGGCUGCUACAUUCUUCGUCCAUGGGCAUAUUCUAUCUGGGAGAAGAUCAAGGACUUCUUUGACACGGAAAUCAAAAAGCUAGGGGUGGAGAACACUUACUUUCCCAUGUUUGUGUCCCAGAGUGCACUGGAGAAGGAAAAAACACAUAUUGAAGAUUUUGCCCCUGAGGUUGCCUGGGUGACCAAGUCUGGCCAGUCUGAGUUGGCUGAACCAAUUGCCAUCAGACCCACCAGUGAGACGGUGAUGUACCCUUCCUACGCCAAGUGGAUUAAAUCUCAUCGUGACCUUCCUGUCAAGCUCAAUCAGUGGUGUAAUGUUGUGCGUUGGGAGUUCAAACACCCUCAGCCGUUCCUGCGCACCCGAGAGUUCCUUUGGCAGGAGGGGCACAGCGCCUUCGCGGGGUACCAGGAGGCUACGGAGGAGGUGUUUACAAUACUGGAAUUGUAUGCUCAAAUCUAUGAAAAAUUUCUGGCCAUUCCUGUCAUUCGUGGAAGGAAAACUGAGAAAGAGAAGUUUGCUGGAGGUGAUUUUACAACGACUGUAGAGGCUUAUGUGUCAGCCAGUGGUAGAGCUAUUCAGGGUGCCACCUCUCAUCACUUGGGGCAGAAUUUCUCCAAGAUGUUUGAGAUUCAGAUAGAAGACCCUGACACUCAGGAGAAGACGUUUGUGUAUCAGAACUCCUGGGGACUCACGACCCGCACCAUCGGGGUGAUGGUCAUGGUGCACGGAGAUAACAAAGGACUGGUGCUGCCCCCUAGGGUGGCCUCCAUCCAGGUUGCAAUUGUCCCUUGUGGAGUGAACAUUAAUCUGGCGGAGGCUGACAAACAGCGACUGAUGACCAAGUGUGAGGAGCUUCGUGACAUGCUGAUGGAGGCGGGGCUACGUGUCAGGGCCGACUUACGAGACAAUGUCUCACCUGGCUGGAAGUUCAACCACUGGGAGUUAAAGGGUGUUCCCUUGAGGAUUGAGCUUGGCCCGCGAGAUGUCAAGCAAAACCAGUUGGUCUUAGUUCGGCGUGACACAUCCGACAAACAGACCGUCCCAUUUGCCGAUGCCGCGAAUAGAGUGAGAGACAUGCUGGAGAUGAUACAGACCAGUAUGUAUGAUAGAGCCAAGUUUGAUCUGGACACUAACCUGUCAUUGUCUGAAGAUUGGGAAAAUUUCUGUCAGAGCCUCGACAAGAAGAAGCUGAUCCAAGCCCCAUUCUGUGGAGAGAUCCCGUGUGAGGAAGCCAUCAAGAAAGAUAGUGCUAGAGAUGUGGUGGUAGAGGAAGGAGCCCCUGCCAUGGGAGCUAAGGGACUGUGUAUACCGUUCAAGCAGCCUGCCGCUCUUAAACCCAAUGCCAAGUGCAUACAUCCCAAGUGCAACAAGCCGGCUAAAUUCUACACGCUUUUUGGGAGAAGUUAUUAGACACAGUGAAGGCGAAAACGACAAGAAAAAACAGAAGAAAAGUUGUCACAUUUCAAGGGCAUUGACUUGUGUGUUAAUGGAGAAAUAUGGAAAGUUUUAAUGAUAAAGAAUAUUUAAAAUCAUAUGAUUUCUAUGUGAAAUGCAAUUUAAUUAAAAUGUAUGGAAAGAAGUAUUUAUAGAUCAAAUCAUCACACUGUGAACUGCUAAUCAGCUUAACUAUUGUCUCAUGGAUUUGAUUGUAUUACUGCUGCAUGUAGUAAUUGAUUGGGAUAAAAUGUCUGUUCUGAAAUGAAGAAAAGUGAAAUCAUUGUCAAAAGGGAGACAUAGUGUUGACUUAUUUAUUUCAAAGAGAAUUGAUUUAUUUGAUUGGUGUUUUACGCCAUACUCAAGAAUAUUACACUUAUACGACCACGGCCAGCAUUACAGAGGGGGGAAAACUCAUGACCCAAAGAGAUAUGAAUGGCACAAGAGCAAAUGCGUAUGGUACAAGGUUAAAUUUGUAUGGUACAUGGGCAAAUGAGUAUAGUGCAAAUAUAUUUACAAUUUUCUCCACAUACAAUUUAAGACGAGUAAUAAAUUAUGCACAUCUAUGUAACACUGAGAAAUACUUAGAUGUUUUAAGGUAAACUGGACGUGUUUAACACAAAUAAAACCUGGCCAAACCUGCUGACCAGACAGGACAGUGUUAAUUAUGACCAGAGAUCUUUUAAUUUCUCUCUGUCAUAAUAAGUGGAAACAACUAACACAGAAUCAGACUGGCGUUAAAAAUGACAUAACCUUUAGAGAGUGUGCCCUGAGUUAAUAUGGGUGUAUGAUGUAGUGAUAAUUUGUGAACAAUUUUUUUUUAAAUUUUUGUCAGACAUACAUGUACAAACCAUCAAUAAAAAAAAAAAACAGGAAACCACACAAACAUUUUUCUGACCCACCUAAUGAACAAAUUAUUUUACAAAAAAAAUACUAACAAGCUGAAAAUAAAACAAAAGAAAUACUAACAGUGUCUACACAGCAAUAGUGCUGAUGUGAGAUCAGGAAAACAGCCAGGUACCAAAAUUCCACCCAAACCUGGUUCUGGCCUUGAGAGCAAU